AUGGCAGCCACGGUCCUGGGAAAGCGCACUCGCAGUGCAGCAGAGCCAGAAGCACUCCCAGUACGCACUGCAAGCAAGCGCCGCACCGUUGCACCCCGUGCCCGCCGUGAGGAUGCUGCUCCCAAGUCGAUUCCUCGUACUCGCUCGCGCGCGAAGAUCGCGGAGCCUUUGCCCGACCAGGAGAAUGGCGAUGUCAAACAGAUCUCGGAAAAAACGCUUUCCAAGCACGCCGUCCAUGAGAAGCAGGGUGGGUCACCGUCCAAGAUUAACUUGCAUUUCCGCACCUCGAAGCUAGUGGAGGGUAAGCUGAGAGAACCGGAAGGACUGUGUGGCCAGAAAUGUGGGCUAACAGACUGUCUACCAGAGGAAACCCCCGUCCCAGUUGAAUUCAAGACCCCGCAGAAAUCCCGAUUCCGAGAUGCAUUGCAACAUUCACCCGUUACGCCUCGGCAUCGUGUACAAGUAGGGGCGAAGGCAGCAACUCCCCGCACUCCUCGACACGCCGAUCUUCUGCCUACUCCCCGUCAAAGCGCCACCCCGACCACCGCACAUUCUGUCUACUCACAUGCGCGACAGCUCUUUGCUCGUGGAGCCAACUCUGGACGACUUGUGGGCCGCGACUCGGAACGACAGAAGGUAGCCACUUUCAUUGAAGAUUGUGUGAGGUCCCAAAAAGGCGGUUGUCUAUACAUCAGCGGACCGCCGGGCACUGGCAAGAGUGCAAUGGUCAAUGAAGUGUGUCAAGAUAUGGACUUGUCCAAUGCUAAGGUCUCCCAUGUGAAUUGUGUGAGCAUGCGAAAUGCACGCGACGUCUACAGCAAGCUCAUCCAAGAUUUUGAUGAUGACUCAGAUGUUUUCAAGAAGAGCGAGGCAGACAGACUGAAAGCGAUGUUUAUUCCUCCCAAGCCAAACGGCCUCUUCUUGGUUUCCCUGGAUGAAAUGGAUCACUUACUUAUGGGCGAUUCGGGUGUACUCCAAUCAUUGUUCGAGUGGUCGCUGUCUAACCAGUCAACUCUCAUCCUUAUUGGCAUCGCCAACGCUUUGGACUUGACCGACCGUUCCCUACCCCAACUAAAGGCAAAGAAUCUGAGGCCGAUUUUACUGCCGUUCUUGCCGUACAAUGCGGCAUCCAUUGCCAACGUUAUUACCAACCGUCUUCGGUCGCUGAUUCCUGAGGGCAUGGAUAACGAUCCCAAGUUUGUUCCUUUCUUGCAACCCGCUGCUAUUCAGCUUUGUGCAAAAAAGGUUGCGUCGCAGACCGGUGAUCUCCGAAAAGCCUUUGAACUGAUCAAGCGCGCAAUUGAUGUUAUUGAGCAAGAAACUCAGCAAAAGCUAGAGAAACAAGCGGCAGAAUCGGACAAUCACUCGAUACUCGCCGAGAACAAGAAUCUCUCCUCGCAAGUAAAGGGAGCUCCCACUCCUCGGCCAACUACAAUGUCAAGCUAUACAGUGAUGACAGCACCUCGUGCCAGCAUUGCGCAUAUCGCUCGCAUCACGACUUCGGCCUUCGGACAAGGCACCGUUCAAAGAUUGAAGGGCUUGAAUUUGCAGCAGAAAGCUGCCAUAUGUGCUUUGAUUGCACUUGAGCGCAAGCGUCGGGAAUUCGACGUCCCCAGCACACCCUCGAAGUCUCGGGGCUCCGCCCCCACAGUGAAGCAAGCAUUCGACACAUAUUGUACACUUUGCCGCAAUGACAACAUUCUCCACCCCUUGACUUCCACCGAGUUCAAAGAUGUCUUGAGUAAUCUGGAAACUAUGGGCCUUGUGGGCGAAUAUCAAGGCCGCGGUCGUGGUGGAACCGUUGCUGGUGGCUCUGAUAUUCGUCGCACGCCCUCCAAGUCGGGCAAUGUCAUCUCGACUCCCCAAAAGGGCAUGGAUGAGCAGGGCCUUCUUUGCUUUGUCUCCCAGUCAGAAAUCGAAGGGCAGAUUGCCGGUCCUGGCGAAGGUAUCCUCAGACGACUUCUCCGAGGGGAAGGCCUAUGA
Messenger RNA from Penicillium canariense, 1983 nucleotides. Its product is annotated as AAA family ATPase CDC6. Gene Ontology annotation, biological process: mitotic DNA replication checkpoint signaling; cell division; DNA replication initiation. NCBI's taxonomy places the organism in Eukaryota, Fungi, Ascomycota, Eurotiomycetes, Eurotiales, Aspergillaceae. The record is from RefSeq and is a predicted model, not a curated record. The coding region runs from base 1 to 1983 and encodes 660 amino acids. The transcript is spliced from 2 exons. Gene Ontology annotation, cellular component: nucleus. Gene Ontology annotation, molecular function: DNA replication origin binding; ATP hydrolysis activity.